AGUGUCGCCGGCCGCCUGCAGGUGUCUCCCCGCGGAGGGGCGCGCGUCCCUGCGCCGUGGCCGCUGCCAGGCGCCGGCGGCUGCUCGCCGAGGUGCACUCGCGCUCUGGGCUCGGGGCGCGCCGGAGCCCCUCCGCCGCCGCCGCCCGCGCGCCCCCCGCGCCCCCACCCAGGGGGGGACCAUGGGCCCGCGCCGCGACCGCCGCCGCCGAUCGCAGGCGCCCGAGCCCCGGGGCGCGGCGGGCCGCGGCCGCUGACGCGGGGCGCCGGCUGCCAACUUCGCGCGCGGAGCUCCCCGGCGGCGCGGGAGGCAUGAAGACGAGCCGCCGCGGCCGAGCGCUCCUGGCCGUGGCCCUGAACCUGCUGGCGCUGCUCUUCGCCACCACCGCCUUCCUCACCACGCACUGGUGCCAGGGCACGCAGCGGGUGCCCAAGCCCGGCUGCGGCCAGGGCGGGCGCUCCAACUGCCCCAACUCGGGCGCCAACGCCACGGCCAACGGCACGGCCGCCCCCGCCGCCGCCGCGGGGAACGGCCCCCCUGGCGGCGCGCUCUACAGCUGGGAGACUGGCGACGACCGCUUCCUCUUCAGGAAUUUCCACACCGGCAUCUGGUACUCCUGCGAGGAGGAGCUCGGCGGGCUCGGUGAAACAUGCCGCAGCUUCAUUGACCUGGCCCCAGCAUCAGAGAAAGGGGUUCUGUGGCUGUCGGUGGUCUCUGAGGUGCUCUACAUCCUCCUGCUGGUGGUUGGCUUCAGCCUCAUGUGUCUCGAGCUCUUCCACUCCAGCAAUGUCAUCGACGGGCUCAAGCUCAACGCCUUUGCGGCCGUCUUCACGGUGCUCUCGGGACUGCUGGGAAUGGUCGCCCACAUGAUGUACACGCAGGUGUUCCAGGUCACGGUGAGCCUCGGCCCCGAAGACUGGAGACCCCACUCCUGGGACUACGGGUGGUCCUUCUGGAUCCAGAAGGGGGAUGUGAACGAGGAGGAGGACUUUCGCUUAGAUUGCCGCCAUGAGAGAUACCCCACCCGACACCAGCCGCACAUGGGGGAGUCCUGGCCCCGGAGCUCUGCACAGGAGGCACCGGAGCUGAACCGCCAGUGCUGGGUCCUUGGGCACUGGGUGUGACAACACCCCUUCCUGGCCCCAGGCCUCGGGCACUGCUGGCACCACCCCCCUGCCACAAGGCCACCACUCUGGUGCCACCGGGAACCUGGCCUGUGCGCUGUGAGCUCAGCCAGCCUGCGUGGGAGACACCGGGCCUGUCUUCCUGCGGCCACCUGAGUCUCAGAGCGUUGGAAUGAUGGAAUGCACGGAGCUGCAAGGGGGACUUCGGGACAGCAGCCCCUAACUCUUUCUACCAUCACAUGCAGCGCCUUGUUGGGUGCGGCUGGGGUGCCAGGGAAGACAUGGAACGCAGCCCCUGAAUGUGUGGGCACCCAUAGCCAGCCAGGAAGUUCAUGAGGUGCCCAGGGGUGCAGAGCCCUGUGGGGG
Messenger RNA from Choloepus didactylus (southern two-toed sloth), 1490 nucleotides. RefSeq names its product GSG1 like (gene GSG1L). The coding region runs from base 312 to 1124 and encodes 270 amino acids. The record is from RefSeq and is a predicted model, not a curated record. Lineage: Eukaryota; Metazoa; Chordata; Mammalia; Pilosa; Megalonychidae. The transcript is spliced from 6 exons. Gene Ontology annotation, cellular component: plasma membrane.